UUGUUUUAAAAAGAAAUCAAUUAAUUUCUGUUAUACAAUAAUUAAACUAAUACAUUUCGGAAACGGUGUGACGGAUGAAAGUAGCGUGAAAUGUAAAUUCCCAAAUCUGAUAUAAUAAUAUCAAUCGUUAUGCUUUCUACCAAAUAAUUUUAUUUCCAGGAAAUUUUUCCCCCCGAGAUAGUUACGAUGUUCAACAAAAUUAAUGUUACUUGUUCUCCUUAUAAAUUUUGAGCAUCGCGGUAUCAUGCUUUCCCUUAUUGAAACGUUACAAAAAGAAACUGUUGCAGUUCAUGCAUAUUACGAAUCAAUUUCUCAAAAACGAUACAAAGAAAUUAAUUUACCGAAGUAGAAACAGGAAUAUCUAACAUGGCCUUUUAUUCUUCCAAAUAAAUCGCGUUAUCUCUAAAGUAAGUAAACUUUUAAAACAACGAUUAAUCACAAACCCUAUGGUAGUUCUUUCUAAGAUAUCAAUUUUUUCUACAUAUGCAGAACAAGAAUAUGGAAUAUGCUGCAGUAUAUAUUCGAGGAAAUAGUGCGCAUACUUGUAUAAACUAUCUAAUGACGAGGUUCGUAAAUAACAGUUGAUUUUUUCACAUGAAAGUACAAUUAUUAUUAUAUCAGAUUUUAUUAAAAAGAUACAACAAUAUCUUAAUAGUUCCUUUGUUUUUGCAGAUUCUAAGUUCUGCGGUGUCAUAUUUUACGUUAUUAAGAAAUCACGCAGGCGAUGCAUAACUACUACGAUAUAACAGUGUCCGAUAUACAGAAAAUAUAUGCGGGAGAAUUUAAUUUCAGACAAUAGUUACAUAUGUUUUUGUUAAAACAGAAAAUAAAAUUAAAGAGAUAUUUCAUUACCAAAUAAAUCUAAGUAUGUAUUGUACAGUGUACAUUAUUGUACAUAUUGUAGUUAAUAACGUUUCGUAUUGUAAUCGUCCGAAAUUGAGGUAAGUAUUUUGUAUUACAUACAAGACUUCGCGCAACCUUACACACAAAUUACACAACUGUAUACCUCAUAGGUAACACAAAGGAAAAAAACAAUUUUUCAUAAUAACCACAGUGCAAUAACAUCAAAUAAUUCCGAUUUCACCAUUUUCAUUCUUCUUUUUUUUGUAGCAAUAAAACACAAAAACAAAGCAUUUUCCAUUUUACCAUUAAUUUCAUAAAAAGCAAACGACGUCUAGCGUCUAGCUAUAUAACACCUCGCUUGCACCUUUAGUCCAGGAAAUAAUGAUCCAUAAUACGCGCCGGCACCAUAAAUAACGCAACAGACGUCAAUCAAAUACAUGGUGAACCUGUUAUUUUCUUUUUCUUUUUUUUACGUUUCGGGUUAUUCGUAACACUUCCCUGACAAAUAGAUUAAAAACGAAGAAAAAGAAGAGAGAAUAAACAAACAGCAAGAAAUUAAAAACGUGAAGCAACUAUAGUUACAGAGUUUCAUAUGAUACGUAAGUGAUAGCUUUACACGGUUGACGAUCAAACGGAACGAACAUGCAAACGGAACAAGAGUUGGACAUAUCGAUGAGAUUGUCGGCUUUCUUCUUAAAGCACAUUGGCCUAUGGAUAGCUAAUGAUCCCGCGGAUGAACGCCGGAUGAAAAUUAUAUUCACCUACACAAUUUGGAAUUUGAUAUUUGGCAUGAUCGUCUUGAGCAGAGAUUUGUAUUUUACUUGGUUCUACAAUGGCGAUACGCUUUAUGCUCUUGCGAAUACUAUGAGUUUGAUACUGUCCUCAGUCAAGGUAUGCGUUAUAGUGAUGCACAAAAAGGAAUUUAUAAACCUCGUCGUGUACAUGGAACAACAUUUUAUGGCUGUUAAAUACGAUAUUCACGAGAAAGAAAUUUUGGAUAAUUGCAGAAAGAUUUGCGCCCUUUUCAUCUCUAGCGUUACCACCAUUGGAAUAUGUGCUAUACUAUCUUAUAUAACCACGCCUUUUAUUGCACAAAUUGGAAACAAUGAAUCCACAAGGGAACUUCCAUUUAAUAUGUGGAUAGGUAUUUUGUCACAAUCUCCUUACUAUGAACUAAUAUUUUUUGCGCAGAUUAUGAGUCUAUCCUAUAUAGGAAUCUGCUACUUCUGCUUCGAUAAUGUUUUCUGCGUCAUGGCCAUACACUUAGGCGGUCAAUUUCGCAUACUUCGAUAUAGAUUUUCAGAACUGUGUAACAUAAAAUAUCAGAUAAGCGAGCAAGAUAAAAUGUCGAUACUGACGAAGCAUGUACACAGAACUUACGAGACAUUUAGGAAGUACGUUCAACAACAUCAAGCACUGAUCAAUUAUUACAAUUCGCUAGAAAACGUGUACACGGUGAUUAUACUUAUACAGGUGCUGGUAUUUAGCGUGUUAAUUUGCCUGUUCGGUUAUCAAGUGUUAUUGGCUAAUACUAACUCUGCAAGACGUUCCAUUUUCGUCUUUCUCCUAAUCGGCGCGUUGUCCUUAUUGUUUAUGUUCACCUAUAGCUGCGAUGAUGUAAUAGAACACAGUGAUAACGUUGCUAUAGGAGCAUAUUCAGCGCUGUGGACAAUUAUGCCAAUGAACAAACAUGGGAAGAUGCUUCGAAACGAUUUGAUAAUGACAAUAGAGCGGUCCAGGCGAGUCUGUUGUUUGACCGCAAAUGGAUUUUUUCCUGUAUCGCUGGAAACUUACACUAAGGUCGGUACAAUACCUAUAAGAAACACAGUACGUUAUGGUCUUCCUCGAUUACCCAACGUCAAUCUUUUCUUCCUCUUUUUUCUUUCUUACAAUUGGUAACGAGAAAUAUACGAGUGUGAAAACGAUCCACGAUGUUUAAAAUACAUGUGAACGUUUUACAGAUUUUGAGUACCGCAAUGUCAUAUUUUACAUUGUUAAGUAACAAUGUAACCAAAAAUGAAACAUAAUUAAUAACAAACAUUUCCGAUUAAUUCAGCGGAUACAAAGCGCUUAGAUUGUCUGGAUGAUUACAGGAAAUCGUACGUAUAGGUUUUUUUAAAAAAGAAGACAAAAAUAAAGAUUAUCUUUUCAUGUACAGAAUCUCAGGCGUACAAUUACUAAAUACCUUGUAAUGUGGUCGUAAAAUUUCAUUCAUUUGCAAAGUAUCCAAAAAUACAAGAAAAAUCAUUUUUCGAUUCAUUUUCUCACAU
Messenger RNA from Bombus impatiens (common eastern bumble bee), 3113 nucleotides. Its product is annotated as odorant receptor 22c-like. The record is from RefSeq and is a predicted model, not a curated record. Lineage: Eukaryota; Metazoa; Arthropoda; Insecta; Hymenoptera; Apidae. Gene Ontology annotation, cellular component: plasma membrane. Gene Ontology annotation, biological process: detection of chemical stimulus involved in sensory perception of smell; sensory perception of smell. Gene Ontology annotation, molecular function: olfactory receptor activity; odorant binding. Bases 1486 to 2742 code for a protein of 418 amino acids. The transcript is spliced from 5 exons.